Molecule: messenger RNA, 2332 nt
Organism: Pseudogymnoascus verrucosus
Lineage: Eukaryota; Fungi; Ascomycota; Leotiomycetes; Thelebolales; Thelebolaceae
Gene: ORC2
Product: Origin recognition complex subunit 2
Exons: 2
Coding region: 74-1855 (593 amino acids)
Biological process (GO): DNA replication
Cellular component (GO): nuclear origin of replication recognition complex; nucleus
Molecular function (GO): DNA replication origin binding
Source: RefSeq, a predicted model, not a curated record
GAUUUGAGGAACGAGCCGAGUUAAAUUGUCUGGAAUGUGCCAAUUCUUGAAUUAACGACUCCUUUAGACGACAAUGAAACGCAAAUCUUUUAUCGAAGAGGACAGUGACCUCGACGACGUAUCGUCAAGAAAGAGAGCUCGCUCGCAGCAACGAGAGGAUUUAAAUGAGACCGACUUAAACGUUACCCCCUCGAAGCCCCGACCCGCCAGGCCGCAAACCAAUGGCGCCUCCAGUGAGAAAAUAGGCAUUGGAUCCUUUGAGGAUGCCAUUACACAAGAGUCGCUACCAAUUGUCGAAGCGGUGACCCCGAAAAGAGGCCGCGGUCGACCCAAAGGAAGCAAGAACUUCCCAAAACCUGAUGGCGCAACGCCAACGCCGAAGAAGCUUCCCAAAGGGAAGACUCUCUUUGCCACACCAUCCAAGCCCUUAGGCCUUCUCACCCCAUCCAAGGCGCGCAAUGCGGCGGAUCGCUCAGCCCGCCGGAAAAGUACUCGAACGUUGAUUGAGAGGACUAUAAACGGGGAGGCGAGCUCCGACGAAGACGAUGAUGUUGUUUCUCGAUACAUAUACGACUCUGACAAGGAAGAGCAGGCCGAUGCUACUGAAAGCGAAGCUCCCCAACCCGAAGGCGGAUCAGUGGAGCCAACUGUUCCAGAAACGCCCUCGAAAAGGGGCCGUGGCCGUCCAAAGGGUUCAAAGAACCGCAUCCGCACACCAAGCCCUCCUCGAGAUAUGCCACCCCACGAGCUAUUCUUUGCGCAGAAUCGCGGUGCAGCAAUGAAAACCUCAAAUAACAACCUCUCGUCUCUGCGACUUCUGGACCACGAAGAAUACUUCACCCUUCUGCGAUCUUACGAAGACCCCCACGCAAAAGACCUAGAAUUCCUAAGCUCCAUCCAUGAACGCUCAUUCCCGCAGUGGGACUUUGAACUGAGCCAGAAUUUCAAUAUAUGUCUCUACGGCUGGGGUUCGAAGCGCGAACUCCUCACGUCAUAUGCGAAUCACAUAUAUGCUCAAAACAACGAAGCCAAAAUCGUCGUGGUCAAUGGGUACAACCCAAGCACAUCCAUGCGCGACGUUCUCAACACGAUAUUCUCACUAAUCCCCAACGCCCCCAAGAAACUCGGAACCCAACCAUCCGAAGUCCUCGACCGCCUACUCACCCACCUCUCCACAUCCGAUGUACGCAUCACUCUCCUCGUGCACUCUCUUGACGGCCAGCCCAUCCGCCGAGCAGCCACGCAGUCGAUGUUCGCGCGCCUAGCUGCACACCCUCAGAUCAGCGUCAUUGCUUCGACAGACCACCCGUCCUUUCCUCUGCUCUGGGACAGCUCAGCGCGAACAUCGUUCAACUUCCUGUUCCACGAUUGCACGACCUUCUCAACGUACUCGGCGGAAGUGGACGUCGUUGACAGCGUGCUCCAGCUCCUAGGCCGUAGCGGGCGCAGAGUCGGUGGGAAAGAGGGGGUGGGAUUCGUCUUGAGGAGUUUGCCUGUUAAUGCGAGGAGCUUGUUUAAGAUUCUCUGCGUGGAGCAGUUGAUGGUUAUGGAUGCCGAUGGGGAGAUGGAUGGGUUUGGCGGCGGUGAUGAUGAGGAUGGUGAUGAGGAGGGGCAUCUUGGAGAGCGGAUGGGGGGUUCUAGAUCGGCUGAGGUUGGGGUGGAGUAUAGGGCCUUGUAUCAGAAGGCUGUGGAGGACUUUGUGUGUGGUGACGAGGUGUCGUUUAGGAGUCUGUUGAAGGAAUUCCAUGACCAUCAGAUGAUCACGUCCCGCAAAGAUGCUCUGGGAACCGAAAUUCUUUCCAUUCCAUUCAGGAGAGAAGAGCUAGAAGCUAUCUUGGAGGACUUAAUGAGCUAAACUGAUACCACAUAUUUGUAUUUAUUCCGGGGCUUCAAGCGAAGGUGUUUGGCUUGAUAUAGGUGCAUAGCAGGAGUCUCCGAGAAUGGAGUAUCGGGUUGCAAACGCAAGACAAAAAAAUAUCAGAGUUGAGUCCCCAGAAUUCUCUGCUCACUUCGCGUGACUUUUGUUUGAUUCUUGUUUGGUGGUUCACAAGCCUCGAAGAAAAGCGCCUUGAAUAUCUGGCAUUGGAGUGACAGCGAGACGUUUAAUUGCUCGGAUGGCUUUUGGGUCAAGCUCUUCCUCUAUCCGCUUCUUGUCCUUUUCAGUGGGGUUGUUAGAAGUAGCAAGCAACCUAUAUAGAUUGUACAGUUAACCUGGAUCCAAUAAAGGGCUCCAUGAAACUUACAACAUGAUCUCUCCAGAGAAAGAGUGUCAUGCCCAGAGUGUGCCGGUUGUCCAAACUCUUUUGGUCAUCGUCUCUUGCAACCAAGUACU